AUGCCUCUCACGCCAUUUCCUCGUCUCCAUAAGAACCACAGACACAAUGUGCAGACGCUCAAAUCACAACCACUAGCCGAGCUCUCAGGCUCACUCGGAGACCUGGGAACCCUGUUGCCGCUAAUGACAGCUCUGGUGAUCACAAAAUCCAUCUCAUUACCAUCGACGCUGCUAUUCACGGGAGCAGCCAAUGUGUUCACCGGCGUCGCGUUCGGAAUCCCACUACCAGUACAGCCCAUGAAAGCGAUAGCAGCAGUCGCCAUAGCAAGAGAAUUCACGCUUGAGCAAAAUGCUGCUGCUGGGCUGGUUGUGGCUGCCUCUGUGGGAUUGUUCAGCCUCACAGGCCUGAUCGACUGGGCGAACCACGUCACGCCCAUCCCAGUCGUAAAGGGUAUCCAAGUCGGUGCAGGCUUAUCGCUUUGCCUGAGCGCUGGAACAACAAUGCUGAAACCUCUGACAUGGACCGGACCGUGGUGGGGCGACAAUCUACUCUGGGCAAUCGCUGCAGUCCUGCUUCUGCUCGUCACGUUUGCGUAUCCAAAGCUGCCCUAUGCUCUUAUUGUGUUCGCGAUUGGCAUGUUACUCUCAGCACUCGGACCAGCGAGCCGUAAUCCAGUGAACCCAAGUACCUCAAUCCCCAUUCUCCACCCCUCAGCCGACGACUUCUGGUACGCAACCUCUACCGCCUCGCUCGGCCAACUUCCUCUCACUAUUCUCAACUCGGUCAUUGCCGCCUCGGCAUUGGCUUCAGACCUGCUUCCCUCCCCACCCUCCCCCUCCGCCCCAUCCGUAACGUCCCUCGGCAUCUCCGUCGCAGCCAUCAAUCUCGUAGGAUGCUGGUUCGGCGCGAUGCCCGCCUGCCACGGCUCUGGCGGCCUCGCAGGCCAAUACCGCUUUGGCGCGCGCAGCGGCUCUAGCAUCAUCUUCCUCGGCCUCGUCAAGUUCCUCCUGGGCAUCAUCGCCUUUUGGAACAGCGGGCACAUUGUCGCUCUCCUCGCCGGCAUCCCCAAAUCCCUCCUCGGCGUCCUUGUCCUCGCCGCGGGCGUCGAGCUCGCAAAAGUCGGCGAGAGCGUCAAUACCGAUGCGCGGGACCUACGCGAACACGACGGCGAGCUGCCGUGGGAUGGGAAGAGGGUGAAGGAGCUGGAUGAACGGGAGAAAAAGGAGAGGUUCAUGGUGUUGCUGGUAACCGUUGCGGCCAUUCUAGCGUUCAAGAACGAUGCCGUGGGUUUCAUCACGGGAUUAGUCUGGCACUGGGGGUUUCAGGGCGCGAGGAGGUUGGAGGUAUGGAGGGAUGAGAUGGCGGGUCGGCCGUUCUGGAGACAGGCAGAGCACAGCGGGCAUGAGCGUACGGGGUUGCUCGCGCAGGAGGAAAGCGACACGGUUGCUUGA
Molecule: messenger RNA, 1392 nt
Organism: Ascochyta rabiei
Lineage: Eukaryota; Fungi; Ascomycota; Dothideomycetes; Pleosporales; Didymellaceae
Exons: 1
Coding region: 1-1392 (463 amino acids)
Biological process (GO): molybdate ion transport
Molecular function (GO): molybdate ion transmembrane transporter activity
Source: RefSeq, a predicted model, not a curated record